UUCAGGACUGACUUACGAGCGCGCCCUGUCAUCGGCAGGAGGAAGGAUCCUUCCCCGGGACGGCGCGUCCGGAGAGCCCCCUCAGGCCCCCUGCGCGGCGCCGCUCUCCCCAAGGCCGGUCGUCGAGUCGUCCGCAUUAAGGAACCUCGUCCCUCGUCCCGCUCUCUGUCGCCGCCACGCCCCUCGCCCGCCGCUUCGUCGUCGCCCUCUCGAAGUCGCUCUGAUUCGCGCCCUUCAUCGCGCCCUUCCUCAUCGGGACCCUCCUCCAGGAGCCCUUCCUCGUCCCGUUCAGACCUCCUCUCCGACGCGCGGCCCUCUUCACGCCCCUCCUCACGCCCCUCCUCCUCACAGCUUUCGUCCCGGAGCCCAUCCUCAUCGCCGUCCAGAGGUCGCUCGCCCCGGAAAACUGGCGGACCAAAGGGCCAAGCGGAGGACGCCAAGGCCACCGAGGGAACAAGGAUCCCCCGCUGCUCUCCCCGGUCGUCGCAGACAGGCCUCUUUCCACCCGGAGGUGACGGAGAAGACGUCGUGAGUCUGGAGGAGAUCGAGGACGUGGUUCGAUGGGCCGAAGGCGUCCGCGAAGAGCUGCGGGGGGCAGAGAAUGUCGGCGCGAUGCCUGAUCUCCUGCCGCCUUCCCGACUUUCUCUUAUCCUUCAGCAGCUGGCCGACGGCACAUUUGAUGAGGAUAAGUACAUAAUUGGAAAGCGAGUUGAUCACUAUAUGACUCGCGCCACUGAUAAUAAACGUGCCACGAAGAAGGAAGGGACGGGUUUGGGCUCAGCUGCAUCCCCGACUUGGGCUCCAGAAACCCGACGACCUGCCUGGCCUGCUCACCCCAGGGCAUCUCCCUCGGCGCCUGCACAGCCCCUUACUUCGCAGGGGCCCUCGCUUCCGGCGCCACACCCUCCGCCUCUCUUCUCCCAUCUCCCGAGAGACUUUGGCCCAAUGGCUCCUCUGGGAUCCCUGAAGGAUUUCGAUUACUCCGGUCACGGCAUUUACAAAAGUGAGGCAGUGAGAGCUCAAGAGAAGAAGAAAGGAAAAAGGGAAUCCAAAAGAAACCACAAAGUGACCGGCCGAGCAACAGACAGUGCUAAGCCGGGGCAGAGAGAUCAGGCCACGAGUAGUAGAGUCACCACAAGAGAUCAAGCCACAGACGGCGCCAAGGUCGUCACCAGAGACCAAGGGACGGAGGUCAGCAAGUCCCUCAAAAGAGACCAAGCCACAGAAAGUGCGACACGAAGCACGAAAACAUUAGGAGUGCUCACCGAUCCUGCGGUCUCACAAGGCACCCAAGCAGGGGGCAAGGAGAGCAGGCUCCAAAUAGCUCCACAAGGAUGGGUAAAUAUUCGAAAUGAAAAUGUCGUUGAGGUUCUUCCAGGAGUUUCCAUUAUCCCCCGGCCACAUCAUAGCAGCAGGAAGCAAGCAACACACGCCCUUAUGGAGUAUGUCCAUCCGAACUCAGCUACGGAUGAGUCGGCCUCUGAGAUUGACGAGGCUUCGCGCAGACGUCUCCAAAUGGACGAAAGGAGCCCCGACGGAGAGCCCGAGAUGCUGCAGAACUCGAUUUCCGUGACAUCCGAUAGAAGUCAUGCUUCUGAUGGAAACAAACCGAAUGCAGAUGGUGGUAUUCAAGAGUCAGCAGAACCAGGAACGAGUAUAGAAGAUGGCUUGAAAAUGGAACAUCUCACAAUCGACGAAUCACGGAGUCGACGCCAAGAGGAUGGAGAAAGCAGGACGAGCUAUUUUUCCCCGAGGUUCCCAGCGCAACCUUCCUUGCCUUCAGCUCGCGGGGAAGAGGAAGAUGCGCCCUUGGAGGAACGACUGAACGAUACACAGAACGAAGCCGGAAGCCAGCACGCAGCCGACCAUCCACAGGUAGAAUACAUCUACGUAUUUCAGGAUGACGCAGAACAGGAGGUGCCCGAAGACCGUGGAAGAGAGAAUGAAGAAGGCGAUGAGUGUGGCGACUUGCCCGGGUACAUGCCCAGAGUCCAGUGGAGGGAGGUGACGACUGGCAGCAAGAUGUUCGACGAUGAAGAGAGGAUGGAUCGAAGGAUGUUGCAGGAAGCAGAGCAGCGCCUGCUAGAACACGAACGCCGACACCGCUUGCUAAACAGCCUCCAAGAACGCUUAAGCAGACUGUUGCACACUGGAGCUCAACCACACGAGGAAAAUUAUAUAACCUCAGCUGCGCCACAGACGGAUGUUGCAGAAGAAUCACUGGAAGAUGCACAAGGCGAGAUCCAGUCACCAGACGCCGUAACAAGGGAAUACUUGACAGCCCUGGUAAAGGAAAGAUUACAAGCAUACAAGCUACAGACAAAGGACAAGGAACCCGAAGCAGCAGUGCCCACGACCCCUCCGACGUCCCCCUCGCCGCGGGAGGAGUGCGCCGCCCCCACAGAAGUCGCUCCUCCGCCAGACACGCCAAGGGACCUGCUUCCGGAUCAGCCUGCGGUAGGGAAGGUACGGACGCCCUCGCCCUCCCCACCGCCGAGUGAAGCCCCAGCCCCCAGGAGAGAAUCGACGCCCCAGCUUUCUCGGGAAAGCUCAGACGAGGAAGAGGUCCCUGAGGUGAUCCCAACGCCCCCUUCUUCGCCUCCGCACGAACCGGCAGUCCGAGAGGACCUCCGCCCCACGCCGCACACUCCAGCUCUCACGCCAGUCUCAUCUCCAGCCAAACGCCAGACUGCAGUAACCCCCUCGCACUCGCCAGAGACUUCCCCGCGACGCAAGGGACCUGAAGUUGGCCCAGUCGUUACUCCCGCUGACUCGCCCGUCCACACCCACCGCUCCGGCCGCUCCGCACGCACGCCGUCGCAAUCUCCGUCGCCCCGGAAGUCGCCCACGUGUGCCGUCGCCGUCCCUGACACCCCGACGCCGUCUGUCCCGUCUCCAGGUCCUCGUCCUCCUCCAGACGAUGCCAUUCUGCCUCCUUCAGACACGUCCAAUCUUCAGGCAGAAGAGUUUCGCACGAGAGUCUCACCUCCGCGGGAUCCCGGAGCAAGGCAGCUCACACCGCCCAAGAUAGAUGAGAGAAAAUUUAGUGAUGAAGAUAUCCAGAUUGAGUAUGCGAAUGUCAGUGUGGAUCUGUUAUCGCCUGAGACGCCGUCCGUAGUGUGCAAUUCGUCUUCAGACGUUACUGUUGCUUCAUCCGUAGAGGCUGUUGACCUGACCGGAAUAAGUGUCUCUGACGGCGAAAUUCUUGGAGGACCAACCAGUUCCGUCAGCCUCUCUUUAGAAGCCGGGGAAGUGGCAAAGCCCGACUGCAUGUGCCUCUUGGCCGCUGCCAAGAGUGGUACAUUGCAGAAAGGAGCCACAAAGAUGCAAAAGACAGCCCUAUGCAGUUACCACGAGAGCUUGCUGCAGCGAUCGGAAGGAGAGGUGGAGUGCAGCGAGACGAGCGAAGGCCUCCUGCUUGUGGGUCACAGCGUCGGGGAAGACCAGACCAUCCAGGAUUCCCCGGAGCAAAGCCUUCUGGGCGACGAGGCUGCGAGUGAAGCAGCAGGAAGUGUGCAGGUGUCGGUCGUGCGAGACGAGAGCUACUCGAGCGGCGACACCCAAGGCCUUCCGAGACAGCAUCUGGAAGUCCUUCAGAGGGAGAACACAGAACUUCUCAAUCGACUGAGAAACCUCGGGUCCAUGAACUUCCUAAGGAGAAGUUUCCAGUCGUCUUCUUCGUCGUCUUCUAAAUAAUGACUUUUAAGAUUAGAAGAUUUUUUAAAGUUUUAGUAUAUAUAUGUUAUGUAUUUAGAAUGUAAGCUAUAUUAGACUCAGGUGACAUCCCUAUUUGAAAUAUGAAAUGUCUAGUGUGUAUGCGAAAUGCGAUAAGACACUUUAAGACAGAAAUAACUCCUUUUAAAAAAUAGGUUUCUCCUUUGUAUACUGGAUUUAUGUAUUGUAUUACUUCGCUUUUAAGCAAAUUCAUGUUUUUUAUGACUUUAACUUUUUAAAAGGUUACUGCAUACAAGCCGGUUUAAAAUUACCAGAAAUUGGAAAUUUUUCUUAUGGCAUAUUGGAUAUAAUGGUGUUUUUUUGUGUUUUUUUUUCUCUCUCUCUCCAAGUGCCCUGUCCCACAAGGACGAUGGCGAUCAUGGAUUUCCAUGAUUUUCUUGACAAAUUUAGAGCGGUGGUUUGCCGUUGCUU
Penaeus monodon (black tiger shrimp) is the source of this 4146-nucleotide messenger RNA. Its product is annotated as titin-like. NCBI's taxonomy places the organism in Eukaryota, Metazoa, Arthropoda, Malacostraca, Decapoda, Penaeidae. Bases 613 to 3696 code for a protein of 1027 amino acids. The record is from RefSeq and is a predicted model, not a curated record. The transcript has 11 exons.